Messenger RNA from Chara braunii, 772 nucleotides. The record is from the annotation of a GenBank genome assembly. NCBI's taxonomy places the organism in Eukaryota, Viridiplantae, Streptophyta, Charophyceae, Charales, Characeae.
GGCAUUUCUCGAGAGAGUGUCCGCACCCUCAUAGGGCACCUAUGACGGGGGCUAGCGCUACUCCUGUGAACAAUCCGAUCCUUGCUUUACCACCACCGAUGGCUACCCCAUUGACUUAUGCUCCUGCUCCUUUGGCCCCAGCCCCGGUGCCUGUUCCGGCUUAUGGUGCGGGGGAAGGGUAUGGUCAACGUGGCGGCAGCGGCUAUUGGCGACAGCAGCUUGAUCGGUAUGCAACUUUCAUGGACAAGGCCGAGGCCAAGGAGGCUACUGAUUGCGAGAAUGAAGAGAAAGAAAAGAUGCUGAAGGAACGGGAAGACAUGAAGUCAAGAAUUGGCGAUAGAUUAGAGAGUAGAAUUGCGAACAUCUACGGGACGGUAUUGACUACAGGUUGCAAGUCAGUUGGAACCACGGCUGGGCUAACUGGCGAACAGACUAAUGUCGAGAAGGAGUUGUCCAAACUGAAGAAGGAGAAUGAGGAGUAUCGAAGGCGGUUAGACAAGGAGUCAUCGAACAACGAGAACCUAGUUGAUAGAUUGCUUAGAGAGAAUGAGAAACUUCGGCGGAAGUCAACAAUACUACAGGAUCCUUUGGAGAGUAGUAUGAGCCUACUUGUAAAGGAGAUGCAAGAACAGAUGCAAGAGCUUCGUGUAGGGAGGGAUUUUGAUAAAGAGUUAUUGAAUGGUCUGAAGGCGGAAGUUUGAUUGCUUCGGAAAGAAAAGGAGAAGUCCGCGGAUGAGGCGAGAGUGUGGAUGAACAAAGGACUCAGGUCAGG